This is a messenger RNA of Myzus persicae (green peach aphid), 2787 nucleotides long. RefSeq names its product phosphoacetylglucosamine mutase (gene nst). The transcript is spliced from 11 exons. The record is from RefSeq and is a predicted model, not a curated record. Bases 266 to 1915 code for a protein of 549 amino acids. Lineage: Eukaryota; Metazoa; Arthropoda; Insecta; Hemiptera; Aphididae. Gene Ontology annotation, molecular function: magnesium ion binding; phosphoacetylglucosamine mutase activity. Gene Ontology annotation, biological process: carbohydrate metabolic process; UDP-N-acetylglucosamine biosynthetic process.
GGGCUGCAACACGUGUUUUCUAUUUACACACAAGAUUGUCCGGUUAUCAGACUAUCGGCGUUCGAACUGUAAUAAAAUGAAAUAGGUGAAAUGUAAUAUUUAAUAAUACAACUAUUAUGCAACGGAUUUCGCCCAGUCCUGAGUCCAAUGUUGAUCGAAUUUUUAUCGUGGACGCAACAGUGAAAUGUGUCGAAUGAAAGUAACACGUCAUCAGUAUUGGACCUACGCUAUAGCUUAACUGCCAGUCUUGACUGAGAGCUUGAACAUGUACGACUGGAUCGAGAACGUCGUAGAACUGGAAUCGAACAUUGGCUCGUAUCCAAAUCCAGGAACCAAAGUUUUUCAAUACGGCACGUCGGGCAUUCGUUAUAAUUCUGAACACCUGGACCAUGUCCAGCAUCGAAUGGGCCUAUUGGUCGCUCUGCGCUCAAUACAUUUGAAAUCGGCAGCAGUCGGGCUAAUGAUAACAGCCUCGCACAAUCCGCAAGAUGAUAAUGGCAUCAAACUAAUUGACCCUCAAGGAGAAAUGUUGGACAGCUCUUGGGAAGUGUAUGCCACCGAAUUGGCUAAUGCCCCAAACAACCAGGAUGUAUGUGCCACGCUCAUAAAUAUUGCUAAAAAAUAUAAUAUUGACAAAUCAUACAUACCUCGUGUGUACAUCGGUCGCGAUACUAGAAAUUCUGGUAAAAGAUUAUUGGACGCUGUGCUUUGCGGUGUUAAAGCUUUUAAAAGUAAUGUUGAGGAUUUUGGCAUAAUAACAACACCAAUGUUACAUUUCUUUGUUAGAUGUUAUAACACCAACUGCCUAUACGGUCAGCCAAAUGAACAUUCUUACUAUAGUAAAUUAACAAACAGUUUUAAAACUUUGCGUAAAAUGUGUUUGGAUUUGAAAAAUUAUAGCCCUGUAAUAGAAUUUGAUGGUGCUAAUGGGGUGGGUGCUUUAAAAAUGAAAGAUGCAAUCAUAUAUUUAGAGGAAACAUUGGUGAUUAAUAUGCAUAAUGAUGACAUAUUGAACACAGAAAAAUUGAAUCACAAAUGCGGUGCAGACUUUGUGAAAUCAAACCAAUGCCCUCCUACUGGGAUGACUAUUAAACCAUACUCAAAAUAUGUGUCCGUGGAUGGAGAUGCAGAUAGAAUAGUUUAUUCUUUUAUUGAUGAAAACAACAAAUUUUAUUUAUUAGAUGGUGAUCGAAUUGCUACACUUGUGGCUGGUUAUAUAAAAGAAUUAUUCGACGCUUCUGGUCUUGAUGUCAACGUAGGGUUGGUACAAACUGCUUAUUCAAAUGGAAAUUCUACAAAAUAUGUAACUGAUAAGUUGAAAGUACCUGUUGCAUGUGUUCCGACUGGUGUUAAAUAUCUUCAUCAUAAAGCCAAUGACUAUGAUGUUGGCAUUUAUUUUGAAGCUAAUGGUCAUGGUACUAUAUUAUUCCAAGACGCUAUACGUGAACUUAUUCGAAAUCAAUCUGCUAUUGAAAAAGAUGAAGCAAUGUCACUGGCACUGAAGAAAUUGAUUUGCAUUAUGGAUAUGACUAACGAAACUGUAGGUGAUGCUUAUUCCGAUAUGCUGCUUGUUGAGUCUGUACUUUGUGAACGAGGAUGGAGCAUAAGUGAUUGGUAUAAAACAUACUCUGAUUUGCCAAACCGUCUGACAAAAGUUACUGUUAAGGACAGAAAUACAUUUGAGACUGGUGACGCUGAGAGAAUUUGUAUCAAACCACCAGGCCUUCAAGGAGUAAUAGAUUCUAUUGUGUCAAAGUAUUCUAUGGGCAGAUCUUUUGUCAGACCUUCUGGUACAGAAGAUCUGGUGAGAAUUUAUGCUGAAGCAGACACUCAAACCAACGCUGAUAAACUUGCUGUUGAAGUGGCUACCGCUGUUUACGAUAUAGCUGAUGGUGUUGGAAAAAAACCAGAAUAAAAUAGACUUUACAAAGUAUAAUUUAAUGUGUUCAAAUAUAGUAACUAUACAGGGUUAAUAAAGCAUACUUGAUUUAAGUGAUUAUGUAUUAUUAUGCUGGUACACAUUCACGAAAAUUAAAUUUUUUUGAUAUAUCUACGUUCAGUUUUUAUUGCAUAACAUAUUUUUGUGAAACUAAUAGCUAAUUUUAGAAGAGAAAUAUUGUUUGAAUUUGAUUAUAUUUAAAUACUUAUAUAGUAUAUACAUAGUUUAUGUCAAUGUUACGAGAUCUUUAUUUUUAAAUUGUUUGUGUUUCUAUUUUUUAUAUGAUGUUAUAAUGAUUAAAUAAUAUUAAAAUUAAUUUAAAAUCUAACUUAAUAUUGUACAAUAAAUUAUGGUUGAAUUGUUUUGAACUGUAAAUCAUAAUAAUUAGAACAAUGUUGAUAAUUACUUACCUUGCACUCGUGUUUUUAAAAAAGCUCUUUUAUGACCGCGUUGAACAAGUAACACCAGAUAGUGUUGGCUGGCGAGGAGCCCAUUUAGUUGUAUGUUUGUUUCAUUGUUUUCAUUACAAAUUAAAACACUAUACUACUAUUACUAAAAAAAUAUUGUACAUUUAUUUAUAAUUAUGUUGUAACAAUAGUCAAUAUAUCGACAAAUUAAUACAUUGUUCAUUGUAUUAUAUAAUAUUUACAUGAAGUGAAAGCAAAUAUUUUACAUUUGAAAUGCUUAAAAUUUCAAUUUAGUUCUACUAAUUAAUUAGGCCCAAAUCCAAUUAAACAUUGUGAACUUCUUCAGUCAAAUUAAAUGUCUUAUGACUGACAAAUACUGCUAUGUAAUCAUAUUAUAUAUGUUCUAUAUGAUUCAAUAUAAAUAAUUUUUACUUUAGUUCA